AUGUCUUCAUACGAUGGUAUCGUCUACUCCAUUCCCCCACCUCCAGGAAUUACCCCAAAUUCGCAGGCCCCAUAUCAUGCAGCCGGACUCGUGGUGGUUAUAUGCGUCUUCGUUCCUCUGGCUAUAAUAGCGGUUUCCGUUCGGACUUUCACUAGAUCUAGAAUUGUUCGAAUCUUUGCCGCUGAUGAUUUACUCGACUAUGGACUAGGAAAGCAUCUGUAUGAUGUGCCACUUGACGAUUUAUAUCCCAAUUUUUUAAAGAUUAACGUCAUUGCUGCUAUGCUUUUCUGUGCUGCCACUGGCAUGGCAAAGACGUCCGUUCUUCUCUUCUACCGACGCAUAUUUCCCUCUCGGAAGUUUCACGGUGUAAUCUGGUGUCUGGUUGCAUUCACAUUUUGCUAUUCGUCUGCAAGUGUUCUGGCAAACCUAUUUAGCUGCCGUCCAAUAUCUGCAUCUUGGGAUAUCCAAUAUGCAGGAACAGCAAAAUGUAUUAAUAGGCCUGUGUUUUAUUUUGCGCAGGCAGGUUUGGGCAUUGCAACGGACUUUGCAACUGUCAUUGCACCUCUUCCAAUGAUGUGGAACCUACAGAUCCCUAUCAGGCAAAAAAUUGGGGUUGCGGGUAUCUUGAUAAUGGGAAGCUUUGUCUGUGUCGUUAGCAUCAUCCGCCUAAAGUCUUUAUACGUACUGCUCAAGGGCACUGACCUCACCCUCGACACAGUCGAUGCCCUGCUCUGGUGUGUUAUUGAGCUUAACCUCAGUAUCGUCGGUGGAUGCGCCCCGACCCUAAGACCAUUUAUGCGGAAAUAUUGUCCCAAAGUAUUGGGAAGUUCGGGGCGCAUGUACGGUAGUGGAGAUGCGCAUCACGGAAAAGGCCAUUCAUACCCUCUUAAAAUUCAUGACAAGUCAACUCCGGCAACAAAAGAUAACAAAUCGCGACUAGUAAUCCCGGGUGGUAGUACAGUUACGGGCGAGAACGAAAGCGAGGAAUUCAUCAUUGGACAAAAAAGCAACUCACGAGACGAUUCAGAGUAUGGAGGAAUAGUUAGGACUGUAGACUUUGGAUACGAAGAGGGGGUUGAACCAAAAGAGAGAUAA
Messenger RNA from Botrytis fragariae, 1095 nucleotides. RefSeq names its product putative integral membrane protein. Bases 1 to 1095 code for a protein of 364 amino acids. NCBI's taxonomy places the organism in Eukaryota, Fungi, Ascomycota, Leotiomycetes, Helotiales, Sclerotiniaceae. The record is from RefSeq and is a predicted model, not a curated record. The transcript is spliced from 5 exons.